Prorocentrum cordatum is the source of this 429-nucleotide messenger RNA. Lineage: Eukaryota; Dinophyceae; Prorocentrales; Prorocentraceae. The record is from the annotation of a GenBank genome assembly.
AUGGUGCUUUCGGGCACCGGGUGCCAUCAGGUGACCGCCAGCGCACCUUUCACUUACAAGGCGCUGCCGUCGCACUGCGCUCAGGAGGACCCCAGCCAGGAUCCGGAGGAGGAUGCACUCCGGGAGGCCGACGAGCUGCUGGCCGUGACCCGCCGCCCGAAGCUGCUCUGGUGUGGGGCCUCUGCCGCGGGGGCCUGCGCGCUCCUCGCCGCGGCCGCCGCCGUUCGCUGGAGCGCGGCGGGCCCCGCCCACCUGCGCAGGGUGCCCGUCGCCGUGCUGGCCGCGCUGGGGGAGUUGGCGCUGGAGCUGCAGGCGAACGCGUCGCCGGUGGAGGCGGGCUCUGCGGUGCGCCCUCGCGCGCUCGACGAGUGGAGCUGCAGGGCGCGGUUGCGGCGGCUGCAGGAGGUGGCCGCGCAGAGGCUGGAGUAG